Punica granatum (pomegranate) is the source of this 1390-nucleotide messenger RNA. Lineage: Eukaryota; Viridiplantae; Streptophyta; Magnoliopsida; Myrtales; Lythraceae. The record is from RefSeq and is a predicted model, not a curated record.
UUUCAACUCAAUCAGAAACCUCUUCUCCUCCUCCUCUCCUUCCCCCUGCUUGCUUUGCAUCUUCUUAUUAUUGUCAUUUUGGUCCUUUCCUCUUUCUUUUCGAGUACCGAAACUCUGCCGGUUUUGCCUCUCAGGCCCCCUCUCCCCUGUUCUUUCCCCUGUUUCCGCCGAUCCAGUCGAUCUCCGGUCCCUCAUCGGAAACUCUGAUGCUCGAGGUUCAGCUUUUAUCAUUCUCCGAUCAUGUUAACGGUUCUCAGUGAAGUCCUCCGCUCUGGUUUUACGGUCAGCUCCUCCCUCAGACGCCGGACUCACCUCGUUCAAUCUUUCUCCGUCGUGUUCCUCUACUGGUUCUAUGUUUUCUCAUAAAUAAUCUGCCCCCGCCUCCACCUCUUGAUCUAUAAUAUACAUAUUCUACUCGUAGAUCAUAAGCCUUAAUCAAUCUGCUAAAUAAAGGAUAAGAAUCUUUACGAUCCGCCGAGUCCAUCGUCUCAUCGAUUAACAAGUAGGAAGCCAAGAUAAUAUAUAGCUCUCGCUGUUCGGUGCGGGAAUUCACAAUCACUACUACAUGGCAUCGCCUAGCACCAAAUGUUCCUCGGGGUCCUCGGAAGGAGACUCGGUGGUUGUGACGGACCAGAGAAAGAGGAAGAGGAUGGAAUCGAACCGGGAGUCGGCCAGGAGGUCGCGUAUGCGGCGCCAGAAGCACCUCGACGACCUGAACUCGCAGGCCGCCCAGCUGAGGAAAGAAAACAACCAGAUCCUCACCGGGAUCAACGUCACGACCCAGCACUUCCUGAACGUCGAGGCCGAGAACUCGGUCCUCAGGGCUCAGAUGACGGAGCUGAGCCACCGGCUCGACUCCCUGAACGAGAUUCUCAAUUACAUUUGCUGCACGACGGCCAACGGGGUCCCUGAUUCGGAGGGGUUCGACAUGGGUUUCGGGUUCGAUCACGGGUUCAAUAAUGUCGACCCAUUCAGUCCGGCUUACGCGAGCCACCCGCUUGUGGCUGCCCCGGCCGAAGCUAUGCUUCAAUAUUGACAAAACCCGGAUUAAAAUGAAAUCCUCGUGAGAAAAAAUGGGGGGGUUGUUGGUUUAGGUGGGAGGAACAAGAGUGAUGCGAUGGAAUAUGCCUCUUGGAGUCAUUAGCAAGGGCAAAAAAAUUGUGAUUACCAAGGUCAGUUAACUAUUGGACGGCUUGGUUUGUGUAAUUGGGUCUUAGAUAUUAUUAAUAUUAUUAUUCCUAUGGAAAAAAAAAUGUAUAUAUAGUGGCGUGAUUUUGAAGGUCUUCUGGUUCAGGCUGCACUGGCCAUUAUAUAUAUAUAUAUAUAUAUGUGUGUGUGGGUUUCGUCUUUAUGUACUAAUUAUAAUAUAAUAAUUAUUUGAUGUUGCUAA